AUGUCAGUCAGUGGACCUUGUAUCUGGUUAUCCUCUUUGCCACCCCCGUCUAGUUCUCAUUUGACUGCGAUUACGAAUUCUUGGUCGACGCCUUCUUGGAACGUUGAACAGGCUACUUCGAGGACAAAGGCAGUCUCCCCUGGGUUACCUAGAUCGUUGGAGAAAGAAAGCGAUUCAGCAAAGACACCCGUCGAUAUGCAGUCUGCCGUGAUUAAGGCUGAAAAUGCCUUCUCAGCCGGAGCGCUCGUAGGUCCGUCAAAUUCGGUUCGAUAUUCCGGGGUAGAAAUGCCCUCGGACACCUCGGAGAAUCGGAAUGUGCAGGCUGAGGGUGACGCUUCGUUGUCCCGAAUGAAACUCGAAAGACUGAACCACAGUGAACCACUUCUCUCUAUUCCUCGAGGGGGGUCCAGCCCUCAAGCCCCAAGAGAGUUCACUCCAGAAGCAAGAACAGGAGAUCAAGAGGAACAACACGAGCACGACAAUGCGGAAGUAGGAGCUUCUUCGGACGAUGGAACAGGGUCGCCGAGAACGGCGUUGGACCCUAAAACAGAGAAGAAGAAGAUGAAAAGAUUCCGACUCACACAUAAUCAAACUCGCUUCUUGAUGAGUGAGUUCACUCGUCAAGCACAUCCUGACGCUGCGCACCGAGAACGAUUGUCAAGAGAGAUACCUGGGUUGACACCGCGGCAAGUUCAGGUUUGGUUUCAAAACAGGCGAGCUAAGCUCAAGCGGCUCACCAGCAAUGAUCGGGAGCGGAUGUUGAAAUCUAGAGCACUGCCGGAGGACUUUGAUACUACUCAAGUGCUAAGGACACCCUUCGACAACAGGACUUCGUCGGAAACACCGGUUCCGUCUCCCCUGAGCCGUAUGGCAUCUAUUUCGGGCGCUAAUGCUUCAAAGAUGCUCCUGACGGACGGACUACAACGACUCAAUGACGACGACUAUGUGAUCUCCCCACUAAGCUCAGCCUCGACUACAACAGGAAGCGGUUUUCCCUCUACUGGCGCUGAUCGGAAUUUGGAGGGCUAUAUGCCAAAUGGCACGUUAGCAAACCGGGCUGCGCCAACACCUGUCCCCGAACUACAGAGACACAACCGUAGUGCCUUCCCCUUUUCGAGAUCCAGCAGCUUUUCCGAACCGUCCUUCAACCCAAGUCUGCACUUCCCCGGCCGAUACUCUAGACCAGGUGAGCCGGUCAGUCACCCUGGUAUGCCAUACGGGCGGCGACCCGUGGAUUACGGAAUCAGCCGCCCAGGCAAUAGUAUGGUCGUUGGAUACGAUAGCCAUCGGCAGUUGGAAGGUUCUGUCUCACCAACUGGACAAACGGAUCAGCCCAUUACAUAUAGUAUGGACGGUCAUAGCCAGCAAUUACAUAGCUAUCAACCUUCGCUCACGAUGCCCAACUCGAAAGGAUUUGGCGGGCUCGACUUGAACUCUCACAUGCAACCGCACGGAAGACACAUACCUGCUCUGCAAUCGCUAUCGGUUUCAGACGCUCCAGACUAUCGACACUAUUCGUACAGUCACCAUCCGUAUAGUAUGAGCGCUGCUAUGCCAUACACCCAGGCCAAUGCAUCUAGUAUGAGCCUUCCUGCGUCGUUUCCCUCCGACACAGGUAGUGCGUCACAUGGAUCUGUUGGCGGCUCUACUGAAGACCGAAUUAAUAAUCCACCACAAGUCUUGGACCCAUUGAGGACCAAGUUCAGCAACCAACCAUUCGAAUACUCUAACUAUCUCUAA
Messenger RNA from Aspergillus bombycis, 1740 nucleotides. Its product is annotated as homeobox domain-containing protein. Gene Ontology annotation, molecular function: DNA-binding transcription factor activity, RNA polymerase II-specific; RNA polymerase II transcription regulatory region sequence-specific DNA binding. Gene Ontology annotation, biological process: regulation of transcription by RNA polymerase II. The transcript is spliced from 4 exons. The coding region runs from base 1 to 1740 and encodes 579 amino acids. The record is from RefSeq and is a predicted model, not a curated record. NCBI's taxonomy places the organism in Eukaryota, Fungi, Ascomycota, Eurotiomycetes, Eurotiales, Aspergillaceae.